AUUUCAGCCAAGCCGGAACACGGAGCAAGGCUGUCUGCACCAUGCUACCAUCCUCUUCAGGCUGCAGGGCAUUUUAUAUACCCACCACCUCCCAUUGAUGCUGGAAAAUCCGGUCACAGAAUUCCGUGCAGCCCAGCCCCUGAGGGUGGGGCGUCCUGUCUCCGGGACGCCGGGUUUUCUCUGGACACGAAUGCUCCCGGGGUAGGAGGCGAAUGACACUGGCACGGCGGGGCUCCGGAGCCAAGAGGUGACCAGGCUGGCUGGGCAGGGCUGAGUGGCUGGGCCGAGCACGUGAUGCUCCCAGCCGGCCUCCGGGGCCCUCUGGGCUGAAAUCGACAUUUGCCUCUGGCAGGAAAAUGAGCUUGUCAGUUUCUGCCUCCAUUAGACCCUCAACCCAAAGGAGCAGGAGAUUUCGGUAGCGUUUUAACUUUAUCUCAAAAUCUGAAAGCGGAAGGCCAGGCAAACUGCACACAUCAAGCGAAACGCCUGAGGGGCGGCCAGCGCGAGGGUUUCUGGCCAUCGACCCUCACCUCCCGGGACUUCCAGGGUCUUCCCCCCACCCCGCGCACACCUCCCUGCCUCGCCCCGAAGGCGUCACGUGGCAGCGUGGGGCCCGCCUCCUGGUGAUGUCACGGCGCUCGCAGCCGUCGCGCUGAAGAAAGGAUGCUCGAGGAUGCUGUCCAGGUGGGCGGCCGCGGGCGCGAUGCGGCACUGCAGGUGUAAUUAGCAUGGUCAAUGCGGGAGCGAUGAGUGGCUCUGGAAACCUGAUGGAUUUCCUCGAUGAGCCGUUCCCUGAUGUGGGGACGUAUGAGGACUUCCACACCAUCGACUGGCUAAGGGAAAAGUCACGGGACACCGACAGACACAGGAAGAUCACCAGCAAGAGCAAGGAGUCCAUAUGGGAGUUCAUCAAGAGCCUGCUGGAUGCCUGGUCGGGAUGGGUGGUGAUGCUGCUCAUCGGCCUGCUGGCGGGCACCUUGGCUGGGGUCAUCGAUCUCGCCGUGGACUGGAUGACGGACCUGAAGGAGGGGGUCUGCCUGUCUGCCUUCUGGUAUAGCCAUGAGCAGUGUUGCUGGACUUCUAACGAGACCACUUUUGAGGACAGAGACAAGUGUCCCCUGUGGCAGAAAUGGUCGGAGCUGCUGGUGAAUCAGUCAGAGGGUGCCAGUGCUUACAUUCUGAAUUACUUAAUGUACAUCCUAUGGGCGCUGCUGUUUGCAUUUUUGGCUGUCUCCCUGGUGCGUGUAUUUGCACCAUAUGCCUGUGGCUCUGGCAUACCAGAGAUAAAGACCAUUUUGAGCGGCUUUAUCAUCAGGGGCUACUUGGGGAAGUGGACCCUGCUAAUCAAGACAGUCACGCUGGUGCUGGUAGUGUCCUCCGGUCUGAGCCUUGGGAAGGAAGGGCCGCUAGUGCACGUGGCUUGUUGCUGUGGCAACUUCUUCAGCAGCCUUUUCUCCAAGUACAGCAAGAAUGAGGGCAAGAGGCGGGAGGUGCUUUCAGCUGCAGCGGCUGCUGGAGUCUCUGUUGCCUUUGGUGCACCAAUUGGAGGCGUGCUUUUCAGUCUGGAAGAGGUCAGUUACUACUUUCCCCUGAAGACCUUGUGGAGGUCAUUUUUUGCAGCCCUGGUGGCGGCCUUUACGCUGAGAUCCAUCAAUCCCUUUGGGAAUAGCCGUCUUGUUCUCUUUUAUGUGGAAUAUCACACGCCCUGGUACAUGGCUGAACUCUUCCCCUUCAUCCUGCUUGGGGUCUUCGGGGGCUUGUGGGGAACCCUCUUCAUCCGCUGCAACAUCGCCUGGUGCAGGAGGCGCAAGACCACCAGGCUGGGGAAGUACCCGGUGCUGGAGGUCAUUGUGGUGACCGCCAUCACUGCCAUCAUUGCCUACCCCAAUCCCUACACACGCCAGAGCACCAGCGAGCUCAUUUCUGAGCUGUUCAAUGACUGUGGAGCCCUUGAGUCUUCCCAGCUCUGUGACUACAUCAAUGACCCCAACAUGACUCGGCCUGUGGAUGACAUUCCAGACCGGCCGGCUGGUGUCGGUGUUUACACGGCCAUGUGGCAGCUGGCCCUGGCACUGAUCUUCAAAAUCGUCGUUACCAUAUUUACCUUUGGCAUGAAGAUCCCGUCGGGCCUCUUCAUCCCCAGCAUGGCUGUGGGCGCGAUAGCAGGCAGGAUGGUGGGAAUUGGCGUGGAGCAGCUGGCCUACCAUCACCAUGACUGGAUCAUCUUCAGGAACUGGUGCAGACCCGGUGCAGACUGUGUCACGCCAGGGCUGUACGCAAUGGUGGGAGCUGCGGCCUGCCUCGGUGGAGUUACCAGGAUGACGGUGUCAUUGGUGGUCAUCAUGUUUGAAUUAACGGGGGGUCUGGAGUACAUCGUGCCCCUGAUGGCGGCAGCUGUGACCAGCAAGUGGGUAGCUGAUGCAUUUGGGAAAGAAGGCAUCUACGAGGCCCACAUCCACUUAAAUGGGUACCCUUUCCUUGACGUGAAGGACGAGUUUACUCACCGCACACUGGCCACCGACGUCAUGCGGCCCCGGCGGGGAGAGCCGCCACUGUCGGUGCUCACCCAGGACAGCAUGACUGUCGAGGACGUGGAGACGCUCAUCAAGGAGACCGACUACAACGGCUUCCCCGUGGUGGUCUCCAGAGAUUCCGAGCGCCUCAUUGGAUUUGCCCAGAGGAGGGAACUGAUUCUCGCAAUAAAGAACGCCAGACAGAGGCAGGAGGGCAUUGUGAGCAAUUCCAUCAUGUACUUCACGGAGGAACCCCCCGAGCUGCCGGCCAACAGCCCACAUCCCCUGAAGCUGCGGCGCAUCCUGAACCUCAGCCCGUUUACAGUCACAGACCACACUCCGAUGGAAACGGUGGUGGAUAUCUUCCGGAAACUGGGGCUUCGGCAGUGCCUGGUGACGCGGAGCGGGAGACUUCUUGGCAUCAUCACAAAAAAGGAUGUUCUGAGACAUAUGGCCCAGAUGGCAAACCAGGACCCCGAAUCCAUCAUGUUUAAUUAGCAACAAGGUGGCAAUUAUUUUCAGAAAAACACUGACUGUGUCAUUUAAAAAGAAAUAAAUGAUAUGUUAUUAUCCCAAUGAAAGAUCAUGCAUUGGGGACAGCAGAAACAAAAGCUUUGUUGGAAAGGCGGGGAAGAAGGAUGAAACCUUUAAAAACAAAAACAAAAACAUCAAUGAGUAGGCAUUUUAUAGCUUUAACCCCGUAUGAGUUUCAAGCUGUGUUUCCUAAUGAGUUUGCUACUGCUGUGGGGGCAUGUGGGUGGGUAAAUGAUGUAAAUGAUGUGAUCUGUACAAGUAUGUGGAGCAUGAAUGCUGACUCAAGAAACUUUUACUCCUUCUGCUCAAGGCUGAUGUUUGUAACUUAUGAACACACGUGAAGUGUUGAGCCCAAAAGACAAAGGGGUAUCGGCAUGUCAGCGUCCUUAUUUAUUGGUUCUUGAAGUUUGCUGCUAUGUUAUUGAAUCAUACUAAAGACAUUUGCACUUACUUUGUUGAAAAAGAAAAAGAAAUUAAAUUUGAACACAGUGAAAGCUCCAAGUAUGCCAGUGGGUCCGCUCACGACCGUCCUGUUUCUUGCUCCUGUUCUCAGCCUGUUAUCUGGCUUAUCCAUCAGUUUCUGAACCAACAUCAGGGGCACCUGCCAUGAUGAGUGUGAAGAAAUCAUUUCUCUAUGCAAGACUGGCAUCCUGGGACUGCACGAUGAACUAUCGGAGCAUAUAGUACUGUGGUGUGUCUCCUCCCAUACAAAGGGACACAUCCUUAUUUUGAGGGUAUACUCACCCGAUCAUUGAUUUGCAUCCCCAUGGCAUUUGCUUCAUUUAUUUAUUGCUUUUGCCCAUGCAUUCUAUAUUGAUCAGCUCAGCACUUCCAUGGGCCAUAGCCGGUAUGCCCCCAGCCUGCCAUAAGCGUGCUUUCAUUUUCAAGUAGCAUAUGCAAGAGUCCAAACAGGCUACCCAAUGUUACUACUUAUUUUUCCUCUCAGGUCUUAUCAGAUACGGCUGUGGAGAGGAUGAGGCAUACGCAUUGUCAGUUGGAAUCCCUCCAAAUGGAUUGCAAGAGAAAUACUAAAUUGAUUCUAAAUCUGUUCCAUUAUCUUCUCUGUAGGAUGCAAAAUGUCCAGUUUUAAUGUAUAAGCAUGCACUUCAUACUAGCAAUCACAGCACAGGAGGACAGCAUUAAAUUUUAUAUAGCCAAUUUGGGCACUGGGCAUCUUUGUAUUUGAACUUAACGACACAUUUACUCUUUUAGUCAGGAUUUCGGUCUUUUCUGUGGGAAGGAAUUAAGCUAUGUAUUAGGUCCACCAUAUGAUCUGUGUAAGUAAGAUUAUCCCACUUGCCCUUUCUCUUUAGUCUUUGUCCCUUCCUUUUCACUAAGUGCCCCUCAUCCUUUUCAAUCUCAUUGUCACUGGAUAGUGCUGCAUCACUUAGGUGUGCAUUUGGCUGCAAAUAACAGAAAACCCAGCAAACACUGAAGGGCUGGAUAAGAACCCUGAGAGGGGGUACUCCAGGACUGUCUCCAUAACAUCAUUGGGAUCCCCAUCCCGUUGCUAUUUCUUUUUCACCAUUUUUACCUUUUGUCCUCUGGCUUAUUGCCUCAGAGUUGCAAGAUGGUUCCUGAACUGUCAGGUAUCAUGUCUGCUUUCUAAGUGGGAAGAGGAAGGGAGAGGCAAGCAACUAGGUACAAUGUCUAUCAGGAAAGCAAAGCUUCCCCAGAGACGCUCAGCUUGUAUCCAUUGACUGGAAGUCUGUCACGUGGCUCCCCCUAGCCGCACACUAGUGUGGGAAGGAAAAUAUUGAGCUAGGCACAUUACUCUCUGAAUGAAAUUCAUAUUAUCUUAUUAAGGAAGAGUGUUGGUCUUCAGGAGGGGAAGUUUGCUUUAUUGGAUGCCAUCAUCGUGUCCUUGUCAUUGCCCUUCCGGUUUUCAUUCUUGCUAAACCCCUGUGAAUGUUCUUCUAACCUUCCUGUUCCCCACCCCUUUUCUCAGAUUUGACCUAGAAUUCCCAGCCCAAAUCCAUAAUUUCUUAGCUCUAAUAAGAAUUUUCAUGUUGGACAAAAACCUAGCUACAAAUGGGUUUCUAUGAAACUUCUAAUUAAUGUGCAAAAUAUAUAUUUUCUCCAGGUUAAGAAAUUUUAAGUCAGAUCAUGCUGACACAAUAAGAAAAUUUGUUUGUGUGAUUCAUUGACCUCUUCCUUCCAAAAUAACAUCAAGUAGCCACCUCAGUGUGACAAUAUCCAGUCAAUAGUAGAGAAUUUAAUCCUUUGUCCUAUAAAAGAAUAAAAUUCAUUGUCGUAUUUAUAGCACGUAAGCCUUGAGUAACAGGUCUUAAUGUUAGUGUUGGUGUUGUGGUUUCUGCGGAACGUUUACAAGUGAAGUUGGAUUCUCCUGGGCUUUAAAUCCAAAAAGUCUUAAUGACCGCUUCAUGUAGUUCCCCUCUUAUUCCCCUGUGGUCUCCUCAGAGCCAGCGUGUGCUGGGAAAGAGUAUUAGUCAUAGCCUGGCUUUAUAGAAUCCGGGAGGUCCUUUUAGCUGAAACAAGUGGCUUCAAAAGGGAACAUGAAACAGUGAAAAGAUAGCCAAAGGUCAGUGAAACUACAGCAUUUCUUUCUAAUCUGGCUGAGGCCAUGGCGGGGAAUGAGGGGAAAAUAUGCUUCCGGGCCAAGGUCACCGAGGGGGAUCUUGGGAUUUGUGUCCUCCCCGGUGCUUAGAGAUACCUGCAAAUUCAUGGCAAACAGUUGGAAGAGUUACUUGACUGAAACAACCCAAUCUUACUUUCUUUCAUAAGUUGAACCUCUGAUUUAUUGUGGGGUUCAGGCUCUCCUCAAUAGAAGGCCAGAGUUGGACAGGUGGACUAAGGUCAAGGAUGAGGAGUCUGCAGUGGGGACUACCACAGCAAACUGCCUUCCUUCCGUGGAGUCCUAACUCAGCCAUGUGGUCCACUCACCCAGGGGCCUGGGAGCUCAGACAAACCCCAUGGGGAACAUGCUGCCAUGCUCUGUCUUUCUUGUAAACAUAGUUGGGUAGGGAUCCCAAGGGUAUUUGCUCUCUCCAAAUGCAGAACUUCCAUCCACUUUAUCUGGUGAUCUGAUGAACAGCAUGGGGACGUGGAGGUGAAAUAAGCAUCUUUCAGAAUAAGGUUUUUUUUUUUUUCCUCUUCCAGAACCAAAGGCUUUAGACAUUUGUAGAACUUUCUGGAUUCCUUCUGAAUCGGGUUUUAACAUAAAAAACCAUCAACACAUCACGGGAAAGGAGCUCUUUCAUGAUAUACAUCACAUGUUUCUUGCUCUCACUGAGGAAAUGUGUUGUACAAAAGCACCAAAUAAGGGCACCCUGGAAGUGACAUGUGUGUUUCUUCUAAGUCGUUUUUAGUGCAUCCCCUGGGAUUGCAGAUUCUCAUUUGGCUUUUAGGGAAAGGCAGAAUGUGCUAGAAGUCGAAGUCAUUCAAUAUUCAGUGCUUACUGUUACUUUGAACCAGGUAAUCUCAGUUCUUUAUUCAGUCCUUCCCAAAGACCUUACAAAGGAGAUGUGUAAAUUGAUAGAUUUUGAGCCUAAUAAGUGACAGAAAUGGAAAAUUUUAGAGCAGUUUGUUUCACUUAGGUGAGAACUGAUUACUUUAAAUUACCAACAUGUGCAAAUUCUACUUAGUAUUCAUUAUUAGAUGCUGAGCUGGAAAAGAUGAGAAACCCAAGGAGAACUAUUGAAUUACCACAUAAUUGUAAUAUUAUGCUUUAAUUUUGUAUGGGCAGUGUUCUAUCAGACUAAGCUUCUAGCCUUUGAAAUGAUUUACAUGAGGAGAGAGCCUGUAUAUCUGACUUGGGAAACAUUAAGCAGACCCUGUUUUCACCGGCGCUGUAAUAACUAUUUAUUUGCUAUCCUAGAGGUGCUGGGAAUGAGCCUACGUGCGACUUUGAUGAGAUAUAUUCACAUUUGGUAUUGGAACGACCACAUAGCAACGUGUUGGUUUUUUUUUUAUUGUAACACUCUGUGUAAACAUUGACACCUUAUUAAAUAUUAAAUGUUUGAACUCUA
Gorilla gorilla gorilla (western lowland gorilla) is the source of this 7036-nucleotide messenger RNA. RefSeq names its product chloride voltage-gated channel 4 (gene CLCN4). Lineage: Eukaryota; Metazoa; Chordata; Mammalia; Primates; Hominidae. The record is from RefSeq and is a predicted model, not a curated record. The coding region runs from base 729 to 3011 and encodes 760 amino acids. Gene Ontology annotation, molecular function: voltage-gated chloride channel activity. Gene Ontology annotation, cellular component: plasma membrane; synaptic vesicle; early endosome. The transcript has 13 exons. Gene Ontology annotation, biological process: transmembrane transport; chloride transport.